CGAACCGGAAUGAGGUGCAGACGCCGCCCGUUGCAUACAUGUGGAGCUUCCAUCUUAGCAAUGUCCCACAACGCCUACAUGAAAGUCCAAGGCUUCAACGGACCCAUAGGAUCUGUGACAAAAAAGAUGGCAACAUUAGCUACCUCAGCCUGCCCAUUUGUGUAUGCCAUACAGUGCCAAUGGCUGGCUCUCCUUUCCUUUGCAGAUGAUCGCAUUCUAGCUAUUGAAGACAAGAUCGAGAGGCUUUUUCCACCAUCGACCCAUGUGUUCAACAAGCUUGAUGAGCUGCUCCACAUUGCAGAAACCUUACCCGGAAGAUUUGAUGAUGCUGCAGACAGGCUUCCUAUGAUUAUCCAAAGGGUUCCGCUUCUAGACUGGGUGUUGGCUCAUGUUGUGUCCUGGUUGAAUUUUUUCCUCUCUCUACUGGCUGACUGGGGAACUGAUGCUGCAAGAGAGAAGGAGAUAAUGGUUGAUAUAAACUGCACUGACCCGAAUAAUGGAUCAUCGUCGGUUGGCAAAGUGCAUCAAAUUGAAUCGAGGGGAGAAAGUGAGCAUAUGGUGAAGUCUCCUGCAGAGGUUGAAGGGGAAGUUCUGAAGUGUACUUACAAGGAAGCUCUAGAGAAGGGAACCAAAUAUGAGAAUGAAAUGAAAGAGGAUGAUUCUAAGGAGAUUGUGAAGACCAUGCUUCAGAAGAAAGAAGUUGGGUUAAGAACAGAGAAAAAUGGAGGCCAAGAGAAUGAAAAAAAUGGCAAGGAGGAGAGCAUGCAGGGCAUGGUUAUUGAGGGGGAAGUUGAGGUGGAAACUGAGAAAAAUGUAAGCAAAGACGAGGAAUGCAUCAGUAAUGAUGAUCCAAUACUAGAAUUAUUCGAGUCAGGGUGGCACAUGAAACCAGGAAGAGGUGCCCAAAGCCCUUUGCAAUCACAAUCCAAGUUAGAAGAAUGGAAUUGAAAGGGAUGCACAAGGAAAUCAACUACUUCUCAUUAUGAUGGCCUGGCUGACAUUUGUAAUCAAUUUAUAUAUGUCUAAUGCUAGAUGCAGUUUCUUUCAGCAUCUACUGUCAGUGAAAUUCAUAUGUACUUUCUGCUAUAAUAAUUGUAAAACUCGGAGAAU
Molecule: messenger RNA, 1110 nt
Organism: Vitis vinifera (wine grape)
Lineage: Eukaryota; Viridiplantae; Streptophyta; Magnoliopsida; Vitales; Vitaceae
Exons: 1
Coding region: 10-948 (312 amino acids)
Source: RefSeq, a predicted model, not a curated record